This is a messenger RNA of Lacerta agilis (Sand lizard), 1474 nucleotides long. Its product is annotated as cytochrome b ascorbate-dependent protein 3. Gene Ontology annotation, molecular function: oxidoreductase activity. Gene Ontology annotation, cellular component: lysosomal membrane. Bases 408 to 1139 code for a protein of 243 amino acids. NCBI's taxonomy places the organism in Eukaryota, Metazoa, Chordata, Lepidosauria, Squamata, Lacertidae. The transcript has 6 exons. The record is from RefSeq and is a predicted model, not a curated record.
AUCGAUGUUUCGUGUGCUAGUUGAACAGAAAUGGGACCGGGGAUCCUGCAGCCCUGCAGGUGCUUCUGGACUCCAGCUCCCAUCAGCCUCAGCCACAAGGGGGAGGUGGCCUGGGUGAUGGGAGUUGUAGUCUAUCAGUACCUGGAGAGCAGCAGGUGCCCCAGUUGUGUAAGGUAACUGUACUGUAUGUUGCUUACGAAGGCUGUUGCCGCAGCAAACCAAUUUAUCGCUUAAAUGCCAGCAGCUUUCUUGCGGCAGAGCACUGGACGUCACGGGACUUUGUGCUUUAUUGUUAACUUUAUGAGGCUGGAGUUGGUUCCUUGUUCAGCACGCAUGAGGGAGCAGCCUGAAUAUGGAACUGACGUUUGCACACUUCUGCGCCUCGCGGUGUGCUCCCUGUGAACAGAAUGGUGCCCAGAGUCUCAUUCUUGCUUCUCUCAAUCCUACUGGGAAUUCUGGGGAUCUUGUGUGUGGUGUUCACAGUCUACUGGACCCAACACUGGCUUGGUGGCUUUGCCUGGGAUGGUUCUUCUAAGAUGUUUAACUGGCAUCCAGUUUUCAUGGUGACAGGAAUGUUGGUCUUGACUGGUGCAGCGGUGCUAGUGUAUCGCGUGCCCUUCUCUUGGUCGGGGCCCAAGCUUCCAUGGAAGCUGCUGCAUGCAGGACUGACUUUGGCAGCAUUCAUCCUAAUUGUCCUGGGACUGGUGGCCGUCUUUGAAUAUCACAACAAACAGGGCAUUGCCAACAUGUACUCCCUCCACAGCUGGCUAGGGCUUGGUGCUGUGCUGCUUUUCUCCUGUCAGUGGGCCAUGGGCUUUGCUUCUUUCUUGCUGCCUUGGGCUCCCACCUGGUUCCGAGCCUUGUACAAGCCCAUCCAUGUCUUCUUUGGCUCUGCCAUCCUCCCUUUAGUUGUGGCCGCCUGCAUCUCAGGCAUCAAUGAGAAGCUUUUCUUCAAACUGACGAACACAACCACACCCUACUCUCAGCUUCCUGCAGAGGCAUGGUUUGCCAACAUACUGGGGAUGCUGAUCCUGGUCUUUGGGCUACUGGUGCUGUUUGCCCUUGCCAUGCCAGUAUGGAAGCGUCCAGAUAUGAAUUUGCAAGAUACCCAAGAGCCCUUGCUACAGGAAGAUAAAUGAAGCAGCAAACAGGAAGGAUUGUGAUCCAGACCUGUGUGGUGGCCUGUUCUCCACUGAGAUCUUCAGCCGUUCUUGCUUCUGUUUUCAGUGCAAGAGUUUAAACUUUAAUUGUGGCAUUGAAUUGUCUGGCAUUCUGGGUACUUUAUUAAUUCCCCCCACCCCACCCCUGGCUUCCUCUUGCUGAGUUGUUGAGCUGCUGGAAAUCCAGGUAUCUCUGAACAAUUCAUUUAUUAGUUGCUAUUGUGCCAUUAUGACAAGUUCCCAGAUUUUUGUACUUCAUGGACUUAUUAGAAACCUAAAUUAUCAGAUGAAAUAAAUGAUUCCUUCUAAUUGUU